UGCAAAAGGCAAAUGGCGGUAGAAUAAAAGCUUUGCGGGGACACAUUCGGUUUAUGGAUUCAAAGGCUUUUUAAGUAGCCGAAAUGGCAACAAGCAAAAAAAAGAGAAAAGGAUUGAAAACAGCUCCUUUCGAUACUUACAUUAACAUAUCUUGCACGGGAGAAAAGUUCUUGCUAAAGAAUGUCCACGCCGAAAUGAAGAUUCGCGAACUCAAAUGUUACGCCGAACUUGUCGUUGGAAUUCCUUACAAUUUACAGCGGUUACAGUACCUCGAUGAGGGAGAUAUGCUGGACGAUUCCGAUUUAAGACAUAACGAUGUUGUGGCUGGCGCAACGAUUAAUUUAAAGCUCUGGAGAUCGUGGGAUAACUUAGUAGCUGCUGUCUGUCGAGGCACCAUAGAUCAAGUGCUCAAGGAAGGAGUUGCGCUGGAGAAAGCUUGGGAAUCUUUAGACCCGACGAUUUACAGAAACAAAGUCUCCAUCGCUAAGGACAGAGCUUCGGUAGCUCUUUUUAUCGCUGCACAUCGCGGUCGCAUUAAUUUAAUAAGAAGUUUAAUAGACAACACCGAAGCUGAUGUGAACAUGAAAAGCCCAUUUGGUCGAACGCCACUGCACGCAGCUUCUUCGCAAGGGCAUUCGAACGCAAUAGAUCUGAUGUUAGAAAAGGGCGCAUCCAUGGACGAAAUAGACGUACAAGGCAAAAGUCGAAACUACCACCGCUCAGUUACCCCAAAAUUUCUGUCGCUUUCCGUAAAAUUUCUGUUCCAGUGGCAAACAAGAGCUGCUAAAACAAAGCCCAAGAGAAGGAGCAAGUCGUUGAUGAUGCAUCAACAAUUUGACUCGGCUUAUCCUACAUGGUUAAAAGGAAAAUACGCACAGGUUUACUUUUGUCAAACACUCCCCCCGGGAGAAUUUGCUGGUACGGGAAUCAGUGCCCCAAGGAGGAGGGCAGUGGAGCCCGGAAACCAGUUACAGUACGAGGAAUCUUUUCUUGAACAGUCUUCUGACGAGUUACCUCCCAUUAGUGGAGCGGUAGAAUAUGAUGGUAAGUUCUUUUCGCACCAUGUAAGGGAAUCUGCAUCCUUGAAGAUCCAAGGGAAGUCAGUGAGUUGAAAGUUUUCGCCUGUUCUUGAAAACUUUCAUCGUGCCUCUUCUCCCGACCUGACUGACUGACCCUUGGUCUCCGAGGAUGGGGAAUCUGGAAAAUGUUUGCUAGUCAAAUCUGGUAUCCGAGACAUUUUUACUUGUGGAAUCCAGAGUUCUAGGCUUUAGAAUCCCGAGGAUACAGCUCAAAGAAUCUGGAUCCCACUAAACACUAAACCACUCAAAAUAGGACUCAAGAUCAAACUUGGUCAUUCAAGUUUUAUCCCUCCCCCUCUUAUGGAUCAAGGGCAUAAUUCUAACAGGUUUUGAGUGCUUCUCAAAAAAUAGUGAUUCUCAUUCCCUCUAUAAGAGCUGGAAUUCAAGAUUCUGACAGGGUGUUAUUACAGAACCUAAGUACUAACAAAAUUAAUGGCUUUCAUAUUUGGGUAAGGAGAAAGGGGUGGUUGGGUUGCAGAUAUAAAUUCAACCACUGCACCAAAGUGGGUGAUUAUGUCUAACCACAAGUGAAUGAUGGGUCCAGAUGCUGAUUAGGAAAGACUUUCUCAGGAAUACGGGUCAUAACCAUUCAAUUCAAGUCUCUGAGUGUUCAGUUAGUUUUCGCUUUGGAUAACCAAAUAUUGACUGGACAUGGAUCCCACUUUUCAUUCCAACGAAUGAUUUUUAAGAUUCUGCCUUAUUUCCCCUUAGUUACAAGAUACAGCAUGGGUGGGUCAGUGCGACCAGUGCUUCCACAGAUUAGGCCAUCAAAGGAAAGACUGGCAAGCAGGUACAGUGACCCCUGCAUUAUUUGUUGGCAAAUAAAAAUUAUAAGUAACAGAUUUAGAGUUAAUUUUGAACAACUGAUCUGUAUUUGCCUUUUGUCAAACCACUAACCUGUGAUCAGCCUUUUAUUAUUAUUAUAAUUAUUUUUAUAUGUAUUAUAAUAUUAUUAUUAUUAUUUAUUUAUUUAUUUAUUUUUGAAAAGAGAGGGAAAAAGGAAACCUUCCUUCCCAUGAAGGAAAUUUAGAGAUAUAGGGAGAGUGAUCACAGGCUAUCCAACUACAUGGCUUGCUCUGUCUACCAGAUUCUUGAGAAACGAAAGACACUUUUAUCAGUCUUGGGAAAAGGGUGAACAUUAAAGCUUUUAAGAGUAUAUAUAUAUGACUUUCAUCGGGUACAACUAGAGCACUCAAUGUACCAGUUGAACACUCAACUCGUAGGUUAAAAUUUGCUUAACGAGAAGUAUUUAAGGUUUGCUGGCACCAAUCUCACCAUAAAAACAGGCCUGUCAUUAAGAACCUAGCAUGUGAGAGCAUCCAUUUUUUUUUCGACUUUAGUUUCUAGUUUCAAAGGACAGAGAAGCGAUGACCGGAAAUAAGCCUGCGCUUCGCAGGCCAUUAAGAGCUGGGGGCUGGGGACUUUCCCAGGCUAGCAUGAAUGUGGCCCCUGGUUACUUUCAUUGGACCACAAUGUAAACUACAGUGGAACCCAGUUAAUAUGGUCACCACUGGGCCAAAAAAAAUUGGCCCUAUUAAUGGAUGGCCAUAUUAACGAGGGUGUUUUUACAAGAAAAUGUAUGGCAGUUUUUGCCAGGCAGCCAAAAAAAAAAGUGGCCAUAAGGCCCGUUUCCACUGUACUGGAAUUUCCAGUAAUUCUGUUGUCCAAUAAAAGCUAAUAAAGUCCUUAUUAUCAUUAUUAUUAUUAUUAUUGGAAAAAUAAUUUAAAAAAAUAGAACCAAAAGAAAUCCCUAGCUAUUUGAUUCCCCACCUCCUUGUUGUAUUUACCCAGCAACUUGAAAUCUUAGUUACAACCCUGUAAAAUCAAAAUUUUAAAAAAAUAAGCCCCCAAGGAGAAACAGAAACUCAAACAAGUUUACAGGGUGUCAACAUCAAGACACAGACGUCUCUCUCAGACUCACAAAACAAUGAAGUAUUAAGCAGGCACUGUAUUAAGCAGACACCCUCUAUCAUUAAAGUAGACAGUAGCCAAAGUCCCCAAAUUUAUUUCCCGUAUUUACUUUAAAUGAAACCUUUAUUAAACGGACACCUUUAUUAAGCGGGUGCGGACACCUAAAGGACCUGAAAUGGUCAUUUCUAUUGCUGCCAACCUGUAUUAAAUGGACACUUGUAAUUAAAUUCCACCACCCAACAUGCCAGACACUGGAAAUGCGAAAGUUUGCGUGGAAUUGCCACCCACAAAUUUUUCGAAUUUUUUACGUUAAAAAACGUGAUUUGACAAACUUAUUUGAUUAGUUUCACGGUACAGUCUUGUUUUCUAUUUCCUUUUGUUUGCAUAGAGCUUGUUUCACUCAAUCUGAUUUCUUCAAAUUUGAGUUGCAAUCUACUGUAUGUUUAUGGUACUAUGAUCAAUAUUGGUCCACUUUGAUCAAGAAAUUAAUGCAAACGUAUAUCGUCAUAGUCUCUGGGGGUAUUCUAAACAUUUCCACUGUUCAUUUGAAUGGGUUUGACCCCUCAUAUGAUAUUAUCUAUCGAAACCUGUAUUAGGCAGACACCCUGUAUUAAGUGGACACUACAGCAUUUCUCGAGGGUGUCUACUUAAUACAGGUUUGACUGUAUUCCUACCUUUGUUAAACUGUUAGUGCAUGAAGGGAUGGGGAAUCAUUGAUGUGUAUUUAUCUAUUGUACAAAACGCUUUUAUUUACAAGAAUGAAAAAUUACAUGUCAGCUGAGAACAAAGCUUAAUGAUGCUUAUAUGGGUACCUCAUUUCUCUUUUCCAGUAAAUCUCAUGGGAGUUCAAAGUCUGCAACCUUUGAUGAGUGGUUGGAAGAAAAGAAAUCAAAGAAACAGCAAAAACAACAAAAAGAAAAGGAAGAGAAACUGAGAAAGCAAAUAGAACAGGAAAACAAGAGAUUAGCUAGGAUAGAGGGGCAAAAGAGCUUUGAGGACUGGAAAAACUCCAAAUCAAAACAAAAACUUGACUUGUCCGCCUUGGAAAAGAAAAGAGACGAUAUCAUUCGAGAAGAGCCUGGAAGGCAUUAUAGUUUGAGUUUUGAACGGUGGUUGAGUAGAAAUCACGGUACUUUAGAUCUUUAUUAUUAAAUUGUUCAGCCUGCCAACAUGCUGUAUGUCAAAGACAUUGAAAUUUUGUAAGUA
Molecule: messenger RNA, 4196 nt
Organism: Porites evermanni
Lineage: Eukaryota; Metazoa; Cnidaria; Anthozoa; Scleractinia; Poritidae
Source: the annotation of a GenBank genome assembly